Molecule: messenger RNA, 5112 nt
Organism: Spodoptera exigua (beet armyworm)
Lineage: Eukaryota; Metazoa; Arthropoda; Insecta; Lepidoptera; Noctuidae
Source: the annotation of a GenBank genome assembly
AGACAUACGCCAAUAACACUGGUUCUACUACAUAUACUUUUACAGCUUUGCUGCAGAGUACUCACACAUCAUCAACCCAUAAAUGCCCAGUGCUGAGCAAAGGCCUCUUCUCACACGGAGGUUUGAACAUAAAUCACCACGCUUGCUCAAAGCGGAUUGGCGAUUUCAAACUUAUAAUCAGAAAUUAUAAGUCCAGGUUUCUUCACGAUGUUUUCCUUCACCGUAUGUAAGUGGUGUAGGUAUGAGUAAUCAUAGAAAUUUCAUAUGACUCGGAAAAAGUUGACGUUGGUACUUGCCAAGUUUCGAACAGCCCCGAACCCUUAUAUUGCCGCCACCUUAUUUUGAAAUUGAUAAUACACACUCUGGUUUAAAUUCUUCACUAAACCGGCGAUGCAAAUCACAUCAGGUAUUCCAAAACGUCCCGGGCACAAAUGGGCUGGCCCAACUGGAGUGAUACCACAGCCUCACAGAAAACCGGCGUGAAACAACCACACCGUGUGCCUUAACAAGUACGUAAACCAUAACGUUCAGUAGUAAACCACAGGUAGAGUCAUAGCCAUAUUAAUAAAUCAUUUAUCAGGUAUACGGAAAAUCUAUCAAAGCAGAUACAAUAUUUUCGCGAUUAAAGCAAAGAUAAAAUAUAACAGAUAAGCCUCCAUAUAAAUUAAAGAACACAAAUUAUUUUUGAUUGUGCUACGAUGGGAACCACCGACCCCACAAUGUCGAAAUUAAAUAUAUUAGUAUUUAGCCUUCUUGGAUUAAUUAGUGCGUGUGUGGGACAGAAUGUUAUAACAUCUACCAGUAACUGUGCGACGAUUAUUAACGGUCUGCCAAGAUUAACAAAUUUUAACGCCAGAGACUUCAUUGGCACGUGGUACGAUGUUGGUAGAUACUACCAGCCAACACAACUUGGUCAGUGUAAUCGUGCUUUGUACGGAACACCGAACGCAAUUAAUGGUCAAAUAGCGGUGCAGAAUUGGCAAGUUGUAAAUGGUGAAUGGGUCUCAGUAUCAGGAUCUGCCACAGCAAACGCCGAAGGAGUACUAUCAGUUACUUUAAAUACCGCUUCCGGAGUGCAAACAGCCGAACUUCGAAUUUUGACUUUAACUAAUGAGUACGCCGUCUUGUUCAGUUGCCGCAAUGAGGGAACUGGAAGCAUAUUGGGAAGUUGGAAAAUGAGCAGAACACCAACUUUAACUACGGCUCAAGAAACUGCUAUAAAUAGUUUCAUUAACCAAGUUAGCAUUCUCAACCUCAACAGUUAUACUCCUACAUCACAAACUUGUACAGUUCAAGCACGGCCCUACAUUGAGCUUACAGGAGCUUGCGACGCAAACUUCAAAGGUGUUUCAGGUUUCCAACUUCUUAAUUAUGUUGGACAGUGGCAAGAAUUGCGAAGAUAUCCGCAGCCAACACAAACUGGUCAAUGUAACCGGGCCUUAUACGAGGCAAGUGAACCUGGUGUAGUCUCAGUAACAAACAGUCAAGUUCUUAACGGCGAACUGUUAACUAUAUCAGGACGAGCUGUUCCUGGCAGCACUGACGGAACUGGACAUUUAAUAGUUAAUUUCGGUGGGGAUAGAAAUUCGAACUAUUACGUCGUGGCGACCGACUACCAAAAUUUCGCUCUUGUAUACAGCUGUACUAAUGAAGCAAACGACAACAGGCGAGUCGGUAGUUGGGUGCUUAGCAGAUCAGGGACUCUCAGCGCGACCGCGCAGGCUACGAUCAAUCAAGCGAUAAUUGACACCCCAGAUCUAUUUGAUGGCUACUACCAAACUACAAGUCAGGACGCAGACGCUUGUUUCUCCUAUCCAACGUUUGAUAGCAAAUGGGAAUACAUCGAGCUGCCUGGAGAUUGCGAUACAAGAAUCAAAGGUGUUGAUGACUUCGAUGUAACUAGAUACUUGGGUGACUGGAAAGAAUUACAAAGAUACCCACAGCCAACACAAACUGGACAAUGCAACCUUGCUAGAUAUGGCCCAGUCAAUAAUGGAGUCGUAACCGUAGUGAACCAACAAGUUGUGAACGAAAGACUGGCAACGAUAACAGGGCAGGCUGUUAUUGCCAGCAACGAUAGAACUGGACAUUUGAAAGUUACUUUCAAUGUUAAUGGCGAGGUCAGAGAAUCAGACUACUACGUCCUGGCGACAGACUACAAUGAGUAUGCCCUUGUAUACAGCUGCGCACCUGCAGGAAACGGAAACAGACGAGUCAGCAGUUGGGUGCUUAGCAAAACAGGAACACUGAGCGAUAAGUCUAUUAAUGAGAUUGAUGAAACCAUACUGAAAACCCAAGGUCUCCAUAAAGGUUACUACGUAAAAACUGGCCAAACGCAACAAGAUUGUUUCUACUAUCCUGAAUUUGAUAGCUCAUGGUCAUACGUUGAGCUAUCUGGAGAAUGUGAUGCCGGAAUCAGAGGUGUUUCUGGAUUCCAAGCAGCUAGAUAUUUAGGCAAAUGGUAUGAACUCGCAAGAUACCCGCAGCCAAACCAAUCUGGCCAGUGUAACAGCGCUGAGUAUGGAUCGCUUCCUAAUAACGCCGUUUCUGUGCUGAACAGUCAAGUUAUCAACGAAGAACUGUCUACGAUAACAGGACAGGCUGUUCUUGCCAGCACCGAUGGAACUGGACAAUUGUCAGUUACUUUCAAUGAUCCUGCCAAUCCAUCAAACUAUUACAUACUUGCGACCGACUACAACGAAUUUGCUCUUGUAUACAGCUGCCGUAACGUGGAAGGCGGGAAAAGACGAGUUGGCAGCUGGAUUCUCAGCAAAACGGGAUCAGUGAGCGCAGCUUCCCAAGCUAUCAUUGAUAAAACCAUUAGCGACACCCCAGGUCUAACUAAAGAAUACUACCAGCCCACAAGUCAAACUUAUGCAUCAUGCUUCUAUUAUCCUGACUUUACUGAACCACAACAGUACAUUGAACUGCCUGGUCCUUGUGACACAAGCAUCAAAGGUGUCGCCAACUUUAACGCAGCUGAUUAUCAAGGCACGUGGAUUGAAAACGCCAGAUACCCACAACCGACGCAAGCUGGCCAAUGCAACCGUGCUAAAUACACACCAAUCGCUGGAGGCGCUGUCUCUGUGACAAACAACCAAAUCGUAAAUACAACAAUAAGCACGAUAGACGGAAUAGCUAUUGCGGCAAGUGAUGAUGGAACUGGCCAAUUGGAAGUUUCUUUCGUAGCCAAUAAUGAACUCAGGCGAGCCAACUACUACGUCCUGGCGACUGACUACAAACAGUAUUCACUUGUAUACAGCUGUUACAACGUAGAUAACGGAAACAAACGACGAGUUAGCAGCUGGAAAUUAAGUAGGUCGGGAGUACUGACCGACGAAGACAAGGCUGCAAUUGAUGCCGUCGUAGAAAAGACUCAAGGACUUAAAAACACUUACUACGUGGAAACUGAUCAAAGUUCUGAAACAUGCUUCUUUUAUCCCACAAUUGCUCCAAACAGUGAGGUCAUAAUACCCGGCCAGUGUGACGAAUCUAUCACUGGAGUAGCACAGUUCAAUUUGGAUGACUUCAAAGGAAACUGGUAUCAGAUCCGAAGAUACGACCCCGUUUCAGGCACUUGUGCUGGCGUGAGAUUUACUCCUGAAACUGACAGCAUCGAUGUUGUUGCAUACGAAGUGUUCAAUGGAGAAUUGUUUAUUGCUGAAGGAACAGCCAGAAUCAACUCAACUGAUAACACGGGACGAAUUACUAUAACUAUGCCAGUUGAGGGCUCUUCAGAACCUGUCGAAACCGUUGUCUAUAUAAUGUCUACAGACUACAACAAUUAUGCUGUUGCAUACAGUUGCGCCAACGUAGGCAACAUCCAACGACGAGUUCGUGUUUGGCAUCUGAGUCGUGAAAGAACUAUGUCUGAAGUUGGAAAUACAGCCAUCGCGGCUCUGGUAGCACAAAGGCAAGAGUUCCAUCUGCCAUACUUCAAGGAUAUUGCGCACAGCGAAUGUCCAGAACCCAGUUCAGCAUUCCUAUUCAAAAGCAGUAUUGUUGUACUCCUUGUAUGUGCCGUAUUACAAUUAGUAUUGUAAAUACUAAAUAAUAAUAUAUUUUAAAUAUUUAAAUGUAUUAUACGUCUAUGUAUUAUUAUAAUUAAUAUAAAAUAUAUUUUUUUACAUUCCAUUAAAUGUUCAAUUUCCUUUAAGAAUUAAAUAUUGUUUUAUUAUUUAUCCAUGUAUCAUAACGUCCUUUUUUUAUGUCUAUCGGCAAACAAGCAGACGGGUUACCUGGUGGUAUGCAAACAGCGCCGCCCAUGGACAUUUGUAGUAUCAAAAGAGAUCUGCUUAGAGGGCAUACUUAUGAGAGAACAGGAUGGAAAGUACCUCAUCCUCCAAUGAAAAGGGAGGGCCCUCCAACCAGACGGAUGUUGUGUCUGGUGGGCUACUAUCCGGGAUUUUUGUAUCGGUGCUAAUUGGGUUAAGAACUCUUAUACCGCGAUGUAGAAUCUGUUACGCCAUCUGUUGAAUAUUGUUCUCCAUCUACGUGAGUCGUCACAUUACUGCGAUAGAUGUCGCUACAACUACGAGUGCGUUGCUGGCCACUUGUGGGUUAUUAGGGAUUUAAGGAUAGGGGAUUUGAGGAUGGGGGGAGAGUUGGACAUCCGGUAACCUCGCUUACACGGCGAACCCACCUAAGCGUUGUUUCACGCCAGUUUUCUGGGAGGGCUAGCCCAUUAGUGCCGAAGCAUGGUUCUCUUACACAUAGUCCUGAUAUUGACAAAACAAAAGGAGGAGGUUCAAAAUUCGACGACUAAAUAUAAAUAUUUCUGUUUCUUCUCUUCUAUAAGUAUACAUAAGUAUAAAAAUCAAUGCCAGUUUUCGUUGUAAUAUUAUAACUUAACAAUGCCUAUAUCGAUUUGGCUAAUUUUCGUCCGUAAAGUCCAAAGACAAUUUAUACGUAUAGAAAUUUAAAAAAAAAUCUUGAAUAAGGAUAAAAUCGACAUCGACGCUGGCAGAGUCGCGGGCGACCGAAAGUAUUUGUAUGUAAAUUAAAGAAGUGCAGUGUUUUGCAUGGGUUUUUACAUGUGUGUAGGAUUGUGACAAAUAAAAAGUAUUGGUAGUGUCCCCAAGUUGAUUUCAUAUUCUAGUUAGAGGUACUGCU